Molecule: messenger RNA, 1104 nt
Organism: Schistosoma turkestanicum
Lineage: Eukaryota; Metazoa; Platyhelminthes; Trematoda; Strigeidida; Schistosomatidae
Source: the annotation of a GenBank genome assembly
AUGAAUUAUACUUACUUGAAAAAUGAUCAAAUACAAGGCAAACCAACUCCACCAAUUAUUACUAAUAUCACUUACAUGAGCGUAGAACUAGACUGGAAAGAGAAUCUAGACAGAAUCUGUGAAAAAAUGAAUACACCAACUAAUAUGGUCAAUCCAUUAGCUGAAGUAAUUUUCAAGAAAGAUUCUUCUGAAGAUUGGGAAAGUGGAUACAUUGGUUACGACUAUCGAUGUACAUGCAAAGAUUUAGAGCCUGAUACAGCGUAUUAUUUUAGAAUACGUUUUAAAAAUUUGAAACAAUUUGAAAAUUGGAGCGAUGUGGUACAUGUACAAACUGACCAACUACCUAUAACUGGUCAUGAAAUACAUGUUGCUGUGAAACAAGAAAAUUCCAUACGUUUACGUGAAUUACUUGAAAAAGGACAAGCAUCCAUUGAAGCUAUGGAUGAUUUAGGAUUUACUGCUCUUAUGUAUUGUGCUCAACGAAAUCUACCAGAUAUGAUGGCGAUUUUACUUGAAGCCGAAGCAAACACAGAGACUGAAACGAGUACAGGAAAAACUGCACUGAUGUUUGCUGCUUUCAAAGGAAAUAUUGAAUGCAUGGAACUGCUACUUGAAUAUGGCGCGAAUGUGAAUCAUGCGGAUAAAAAUGGUUUAACGGCUUUACAUAUGGCAGUCGAUGGAGAACAACCAAGAGCCUGUAGAUUAUUGAUUAAAUCAUCGGCUAAUUUAGAAGCUGUUGAUAAUAAUCUUCGAUGGACACCUUUAUUACGUUGUGCUGCUUUAAAAAACAAUGGAAAUGUUGAAGUGGCCAGAGAAUUGAUCAAACUACGCGCUAAUAUUGAUGCACAAGAUCAUGAUGGUAAAACUGCAUUGCAUAAUUGUAUUCUACUUGGACAUUAUGAUUUAUGCCGAUUACUGUUAGAAAAUAAUGCUAAUAUGAAUUUAGUGACAAGUAAUGGACAUAAUGCAUUGGUACUAAGUGAAUCUGUUGGCAAUCAAGUAAGUAAACAUUGUUUGAUUCAGCAAAAUAACCGUUUGUUUUUUAUUUUAUUUGUAACAUUAGAAAAUUCAAAAAUUAAUCAAAGAAUUUGUCAAUCGGCGUAA